GGAGGAGGAAGAAGAAGAAGGAAGAAGAAGAAAACAGAUCUUCCACAUUUUUAUAAACAGUAGGCAUGGCCAAAGACUGAUCUUUGAAAAUAUGCAUUUAGGAGAGAGCCUCGCUCUACUGAAUACCUUGUGCUGGUGCUGCCACCGAAAGAUUUGGUUACAGUCUGGGAAGGCCUGCUACUAUUGCAGGACUGAACCAUUGCAGCCCUGAAAUGAGUAUCUGGCCAAAGCGGGCACACCAUGAAUAGAUACACAACAAUCAAGCAACUUGGGGAUGGGACCUAUGGUUCCGUCCUGCUGGGAAGAAGCAUUGAGUCUGGGGAACUGAUUGCCAUUAAAAAAAUGAAAAGAAAGUUUUAUUCCUGGGAAGAAUGUAUGAACCUUCGGGAAGUUAAGUCUUUAAAGAAGCUCAAUCAUGCCAAUGUAGUAAAAUUAAAAGAAGUCAUUAGAGAAAAUGAUCAUCUUUAUUUUAUCUUUGAAUACAUGAAGGAAAACCUUUACCAGCUCAUUAAAGAAAGAAGUAAAUUGUUUCCUGAGUCUGUGAUAAGGAAUAUCAUGUAUCAGAUCUUGCAAGGACUCGCCUUUAUUCACAAGCACGGCUUCUUCCAUCGGGACUUAAAACCUGAGAACCUCCUCUGCAUGGGACCAGAACUUGUGAAAAUUGCAGACUUUGGACUAGCCCGAGAAAUCCGCUCAAGACCUCCAUACACAGACUAUGUGUCCACUAGAUGGUAUAGGGCUCCAGAAGUACUCCUGAGGUCUACCAACUACAGCUCCCCCAUUGAUGUCUGGGCCGUGGGCUGCAUCAUGGCAGAGGUGUACACCCUCAGGCCGCUCUUCCCUGGGGCCAGUGAAAUUGACACAAUUUUCAAAAUUUGCCAAGUGUUGGGAACACCAAAAAAGACUGACUGGCCUGAAGGUUACCAGCUAUCAAGUUCUAUGAACUUCCACUGGCCACAGUGCAUACCCACUAACUUAAAGACCCUGAUUCCAAAUGCUAGUAGGGAAGCAGUUCAGCUCCUGAGAGACAUGCUUCAGUGGGAUCCCAAGAAACGACCAACAGCUAGUCAGGCACUUCGAUAUCCUUACUUCCAGAUUGGACACCCCCUGGGCAACACCAUAAAGAACCUUCAGGAUUCAGGAAAAACACAGAAAGAUGUCCUAGAAAAGACAGCCCCUCCUCAUAUUAAGCCAACCCCUCCUGUCCAUCCCCCAACCAAGCCAUACAUGCGGAUCUCUACACGACCACACCAAGUUAUCCAGCCCCCUCAGCAUCUUGUAUACCCCUGCAAAACCGAGGCCUCCCAGGCAGAUCAACUGAACCAUCUUCAGGAGGACAAGCCAAGCCCACUGCUCUUCCCAUCCCUCCACAAAAAUCCACAGUCGAAAAUCUUAGCUGGCCUGGAACACAAAAAUGGUGAGAUCAAGCCAAAGAGUAGGAGAAGGUGGGGUCUUAUUUCCAGGUCAACGAAGGAUUCCAAUGAUUGGGCUGACUUGGAUGACUUUGAUUUCAGUCCAUCUCUCACCAGCAUUGAUGUGAAAGACCAAAAGAGACAGAGUGACGAUCCUCUCAGCAGAUUUGCAAGUGUUUUGGACCUGAAGCCAUCUGAGCCCAUGGGAACAGAAAAUAGUGGCCCCACCCAGACUUCAUACCAAAGGCGAGACACACCAACCUUGAGAUCUGCAGCCAAGCAGCACUACUUGAAUCACUGUCGAUAUUUACCUGGAAUAAAUAUAAGAAAUGGUGUACUCCCAAAUCCAGGCAAGGACUUCAUUCCAUCUAAUCCAUGGUCCAGUUCUGGUUUGUCUGGAAAAUCUUCAGGGACAGUAUCAGUGAUCAGCAAAAUACAUUCAGUUGGUUCCAGCUCUACAAGUUCUAGUGGAUUGACUGGGAACUAUAUCCCUUCAUUUCUGAAAAAAGAAAUUGGGUCAGUUAUGCAACGGGUACACCUAGCACCCAUUCCAGACCCUUCCCCUGGCUAUUCCUCUCUCAAGGCCAUGAGACCUCAUCCCGGGCGACCUUUCUUCCAUACCCAGCCUAGAAGCACUCCUGGGUUGAUACCACAGCCUUCAGCCACCCAGCCAGUGCAUGGGAGGACAGACUGGUCUUCCAAAUAUCUGUCCCGGCGGUGACUGUUUUGGCCAUCAGUGACAGGACACUUUACCUCAGCCAACUGGUGUUCCAUCUUCAAAACCAUGUGGACAAUGUCAAAACACUUUAUAGUUGCUCUUCUGAACUAAGACAUUUCAAUAUUCUUUUUAAAAUUUUUUAAAUAUUAUUUGAAUGCAAUACCCUCUUUUGUAUAAAUUAUUUUAUGCUAAAACUGGGCCUCAUUAUUUUAUUAAAUAACAGCAUUUUGUAUAAAUCAAUUAUGUUUUAGCAUUUUAUACAGUAAGCUUUGUAGUGAAUUUUUUAAAGAUUGAGUUUUUCUUUGUAAUUUUAUACUGAUUUUGAAAAUGUAAUAAUAUUAACACUAUUGCAGCAGGAGUGUGUUGUAAAGCUGGUAAUGAAGGGUUGUUGACUCAGCAUGUGCAAACAACAUGAAGCUGUUCCAUUUCAAAUGCAGCUCAUUAGGUACUUCAGGCUUUCUUAAACCAGCCUUAGGGAAGUAAUCUGCUGCUUUUCUUAACAGGUAUUGGAGGGUUUUGUUUUGUUUUUGUUGUUUAUUUUUCUGUUUUGGUUUGUUUUAUUUUUAGACAGAAUCUCAUGUAGCCGAAGGCUGGUCUUGAACUCUAUAUAGCUGAAGAUGACGCUGAACUGCUAAUUCUCCUGCCUCCAUGUCCCAAGUACUAAGAAGACAGGCAUGUGCCACCAUGCCCAGUUAUAUGCAGUACUGGAGAUGAAUCCAGGGCUUUGUGCAUGCUGGGCAAGCACUCUAGUAACUGAGCUACAUCCCUAGUCCUGAUGUUUUUAUUUUAAUAUUACUGUGAUACUCUAAAUCUGCAGUUCUGUAAUUUAUUUUGCUUUACUUCUUGUUCCUCAGAACAAAGAAUGCUUCAUAAUUUUUAAAAUAUUAUUUUAUUAACAUUUUUAAUGUAAUGUAGCUGCAGAUAUAUAAAGGAAACCAAGCAUAAUCAUACUAAGCUGUCACAUCCUAGUCUUUUUUUUUAAUGAAAUUAUAUAAGUACCCAUAAAAGGGAAGCUCUUUUAUAACCAAAAAUUUCUUAACACAAUGGAUUAAACUUAUAUCCCUCCAAGAUGAAGGACCAAAAAGCCAAAUUUCAAAACAACAGAAUAUAAUUAGUAAUACCUGAAAUGGAAUGUCAUUUCAGCUCUCCAGACCUGGCCAGGAGCAGCUCAUGAAUAAUCUGCCUUAGCCAAAUUCUCAGGACAAUUUGGGGAGCAAAAAAGAUGUAGGAAAGGAUUCUCACUUACACAGGAAGUCACAAUUUUCAUGACAUUACUGUCCAUGGUGUGCCACAUCUGAAAUACUAGCUUCAUAUGGGUUCUUUCAUGAGUGAGGACCCUCCUGGGACCAAAAGCUAGAGAGAAGACAGAUCCUCUCUCCAUCCCUAAUGGGCACAUCUGACCCCACUCAUGGUUACCUUAAAAGCAAAAGGGACAGUUAUCCACCAAUGAGUGUAAUAAUAAUCUCAAUAGUGUACUGAUUCACAUUCUCCAGGUCUCCAACUACUCUGUUAGCUCUAGGUUCCAGGAUACAACUCAGCAAACCAUCUGAAAUUCUCAUUUUUGUAGGUUGAGUGGUAAGUUAAGGUGAAUACAGAUAGCUUUCAUAAGGUUCAACCUAAUAAGUUGGUAAAUAUUGCUUUGGUGUAGUAGUAAUGUUUUGUAAACUCAACAAAUUAUCAUGACUUCCAAAGGGUUCUAACCUUUUCCAAAACAAGGAGUAAUUUAUGCUUUGGAGAAUCUGACUCAAAAAUAUACUUAACCAAAAAAAGUAUAUAUGUAUUUAACCAAGCACUAUGCUUCUGAGGGGUGUAAGAAAAGCACAUAAUGGGUGUGGACUUGAUAGGUAAUGUUUCCUGUUAACAAACAGGUGGUAAAGCUUCAGAAAAUGUUUAUCCAACCAUAACUUAAAUCAAAUUCAUUUCUGCAUUAUAUUUUGAACUUAGUAUCUAAACCAACAAAACAUGGAUUUUCAGAGAUUAAUCCUUUACUAUGAAGUUAAUAUUUAUUUUCUCUGUCAAUAUUAUAUAUAAAAGCAAAUUAAUCUGAAGCCUUGCCCGGCUUCCUGGAAAGGUAGCUUUAACUUGUAAAUACCAUCAUUAUCCUUCUCUGCACUCUAGCUUGGUUAACUACACUGAGUACAUUCUUUUUUUAAUUGAAAAACCUAGUUAGCUGGUUAUUACACUUUAUAAGAUUAUUCUUCUGGUACUUUCACAGGACCUCCCUUCAAUGUCAGACAGAACUUCAUUUUCUCCUCCUUUUAACCUUCCCUCUGUCUCCUAACAAACAACUUCCCUUCAGAACUUUAUUCACAUGAAAGUCAAGAAACUCAUAUGCAGUUUAAAAAUGAUUGAAAAAGUCAAGUUCUGAAGAACUAGAAAAUCCUUUAAAGUACUCUUUCCCUCAUUAAAAAGGGUAAAGGAGAAAUUGUGCAUACAAGCUAGCAUAGAAGGAUCAUGACCCAUUUAUUAAGUGAUAAUAACCUGUGCAUACAUUCUGUUUUAAUAUUUUUAUUUUUUAUUGGCAUUAUAGUUACGGAUAGGUAUAGUUUAACCAAUCACUCUUGUCAGUGUCCUGCAUUUGUAUUCUGUACAGUAACUAAGAAUAUAUGCACAUCCACACUGCCAAGAGUGUUGGGCUAAACUACCCAUCUAAAACUGUACCUCACUCACAAUCAGAAAGCUUUCUGAGAACACAGAAAAUGGUACUACUAUGCCAAGGGGCACAGAUAUGCCUCACAUAGAGCAAGCACAAAAGGGAAAUUACAUUUGAAUUUGAUUGUUCAGUUUAUGAUAAAAUCCCAUCAAGCCAUCACCAAGGCUGAGAAUGAUUGGAUUUAAGUAGACCAAAAAUUAAUCUUCAAGCAAUUUUUCACAUGUAAUACCUGCCUAAAAGACCACAUACAUCUAAAAAGUGUCACUUUGGAGUCGGGCAUGGUGGCUCACACCUUUAAUCCCAGCACUCGGAAGACAGAGGUAGGAGGAUCUGUGAGUUUGAGACCACUCUGUGACUACAUAGUGAAUUCCAGGUCAGCCUGGGCUAGAGCAAGACCCUACCUCAGAAAAAAAAAAGUGUUACUUUGUCAUCUAGAAUCAUAAAAACUUGAGUAUAAUGAAGACAAAGUAAGAGUUGUUUCAUUUCUUAAUUUUGAAUAUAGGUACUGUUGGAAUCAACGGGUGCCAUAUAUUCUUAGGAAGUCAUAUUUUCCUCCCACCAGUUCAUUGUUGUGUGCCAUUUAGGAGGAGGCUGUCAAGCUGUCUGCUUCAGCUCAGUAUAUGACCAAAAGUAAUGUUUAUAAAAAUAUUUGACAUACUUAUUGUUUUAUAUUAUUUAAGCAGGCUAUAGCAACAUGUUUGUUUAACAUAUAUGAAUAGGAAAUUUUUAGAAUUAUUUUUACAAUUUCCAACCACAUGUACUGUUUAUAUAAUUUAUUGUGAUAAUGGAAGUCAUUAAGAAGACAAAAGUGGGGAAAUGAUAUUAAUUGGUUUCUUAAAGAUACUGAUAAGACUUUCAUAUGACCACAAAGUCUUGGGGUCUCAGAUAUCCCAGAAAAAAAUAUAUAAAAUAAGACAUGGAGGACAGGAAACCAUUGAAGUGAGGCCCUUCUGAAACAAAUUGUUGUUUUUAACAUGGUAGCAUUAUGUAAAGGGAACUUCUGUUCCAAAUAAAGUUACAGUUUAAGAAAAGUCAA
This is a messenger RNA of Jaculus jaculus (lesser Egyptian jerboa), 5819 nucleotides long. RefSeq names its product ciliogenesis associated kinase 1 (gene Cilk1). Bases 241 to 2133 code for a protein of 630 amino acids. Gene Ontology annotation, cellular component: cilium; cytoplasm; nucleus. The record is from RefSeq and is a predicted model, not a curated record. Gene Ontology annotation, biological process: intracellular signal transduction; intraciliary transport; protein phosphorylation. The transcript is spliced from 14 exons. NCBI's taxonomy places the organism in Eukaryota, Metazoa, Chordata, Mammalia, Rodentia, Dipodidae. Gene Ontology annotation, molecular function: ATP binding; protein serine/threonine kinase activity.